Molecule: messenger RNA, 1951 nt
Organism: Raphanus sativus (radish)
Lineage: Eukaryota; Viridiplantae; Streptophyta; Magnoliopsida; Brassicales; Brassicaceae
Exons: 1
Coding region: 466-1719 (417 amino acids)
Biological process (GO): positive regulation of DNA-templated transcription
Cellular component (GO): nucleus
Molecular function (GO): DNA-binding transcription factor activity; transcription cis-regulatory region binding
Source: RefSeq, a predicted model, not a curated record
AAAACCCCCCCUCCCAAAGAUUUACCUCUUCCCCCUUCCUCUCCGAUACAUCACUCAAAUCUCUUCAUCUCAUCAUCCUCUUCUCUACCUACUCUGCUCUUUUUCAGUUUUCUCAAGAAUAUUAAAACCUGUUGUAUCUUUUUCUUUCAAACACUCAUGUUAAGAAAGACAAGAUCUUGAUGUUCAAACGUUAAUGUCUCCAGUGAUUAGCGAAGCACUUAGAUCUGGCUUAACUAUAGAUUCAUCUCUUAGACGCAGGACCCAUCUUGUUCAAUCUUUCUCCGUCGCUUUUCUUUACUGGUUCUAUGUUUUCUCAGAAAUCAUCUCUCUAUAGCCUAUAAACUAUAUAUUAUAUCACCUUUCCAUAUAGCUUUUUGAUUUACCUUAAUCAGGGUCCUGCGUCUUUCAUCAGCUUAACUAGUGUUUCUGUCUUUUUCUUCUUUUUUUUUUAAUUUGAUUUCUUUGAUGAUGAAUAUACCGGAGAUGAGAUCUUCUAUGACCGGUUAUUUGUCGCCGGUUUUAACGACCAGUAUACCAAGCUCCGGUUCAGGUUCCGAUCCAGCAGAGCGGAAGAGGAAGAGGUUGGAGUCUAACAGAGAGUCGGCGAGGAGGUCGAGGAUGAAGAAGCGGGAGCUUUUGGAUCGUCUGAAUGUCCAGCUCGAGCAGCUACGCAAGGUUAACCGUCAGACCGCCAUCGAGCUCGGUGUCACGACGGAGCACUGCGUCAAGACCGAGGCGGAGAACUCCGUCAUGAGAGCUCAGGUGACGGAGCUCAACCAACGCCUCAAUUCCCUCAACCAGAUCAUCGCUUCUGCAGAGUCGUAUUCCUCCGCCGCCGGAGGUUUUGGGAUGGAGACUGCUCCCUCCGCCGCCGCCGGAGGAUUUGGAAUGAAGACGGGCUACUCCGCCGCCGGAGGAUUUGGGAUGAAGACGGGCUACUCCCCUGCCGGAGCAUUUGGGACGGAGACUGCUCCCUCCGCCGCCGGAGGAUUUGGAAUGAAGACGGACUACUCCGCCGCCGGAGGAUUUGGGAUGAAGACGGGCUACUCCCCCGCCGGAGCAUUUGGGACGGAGACUGCUCCCUCCGCCGCCGGAGGAUUUGGAAUGAAGACGGGGUACUCCGCCGCCGGAGGUUUUGGGAUGAAGACGGGCUACUCCGCCGCCGGAGGGCUUGGGAAGGAGACUGCUCCCUCCGCCACCGGGGGAUUUGGGAUGAAGACGGGCUACUCCGCCGCCGGAGCAUUUGGGACGGAGACUGCUCCCUCCGCCGCAGGAGGAUUUGGAAUGAAGACGGGCUGCUCCGCCGCCGGAGGGUUUGGGACGGAGACAGCUCCCUCCGCCGCCGGAGGAUUUGGGAUGAAGACGGGUCACUCCGCCGCCGGAGCAUUUGGGACGGAGACGGGCUACUCCGCCGCCGGAGGAUUUGGGAUAGCGACAGCUCCCUCCACCGCCGGAGUAUUUGGAAUGGAGACAGCUCCCUCCGCCGCCGCAAGUUUAGGGAAGGAGACUUAUCCCUCCGUUGCCGGAGGAUUCGGGAUGGAGGCGGGCUACUCCGCCGGCGCCGGGGGGUUUGGGAUGGAGACUGGUCAGGGAGGAGGAGGAGGAGUAACUGAUUACGGAGGAGGAGGAGGUGGACUUUACGACGGAGCGAUGAACCCAUUCAAUCCAGGGUUUUAUGACCAACCUCCAAACAUGGCUGAUCUUCUCAACUGUUGGUAACUCAAUGUCACAAUCACCAUCAUCUAGAGAGAGAGAGUGAAUGACAUUGCAAUAGUCUUUUUUAUAGAUGAUUUGAUGCCUCUGUGUUUAGAUUAUAAGAUGACUUCAGUGUUGUAAUGGAACAUAAAUGUGGUUAGCAUGAAGAUGGUGAUGUGAUUUUGCUGUAAGUGGAGGGGAAAUAUUUUAUGUUUUUCUUUUUAAUUAAUAAUGGACAAAAAUUGACUUUCGUCUU